AAUAUAAUGUUGGCAGCACAUCAAGGUUACCCCAUGUGGACCAUUACUUCCGUUGUUGUUUCGUUGUUGUCGUGUGAUUCUUAUGUUCCUCUUGCGUUGUGAGGAUUUACAUGUUUUGUUAGUGCAAGUGGAACCAUAUAUAGGGUUUGAAAUGGAACUCAAACGAAAAUAUGAAGACGUAAUCACAGACUCUGUCAAAUUAAGAUGUGAAAGAAAAGCGGCAAUUAGGAGUUGCUUGAAGGAGAAAGUCGGCAUCAUUAAUGACUGUUGGAUCUCUGACAAAUCACUGCACACAGAUUUUGGUGUUCAUGUAGAUGCUUUACCCUUUAAACAUUGCAUUGUGGAGAAUUUCAUACAAGAUAGGGAAUAUCUAAAGGAAUUGAAAGCAGAGCUCCUAGACCUUAAAUUCAUAAUGAAGCGGAAUGACUUGUACCAGUUCCACCAGUCACAUGACUUAGCAGCAAUAAAUAAACCUCUGAUUAACUCACUGAAGCAGUUUCUUGUUGAAGAAUGUUGUACAUGGCUGGAAAUGGCAACAAGUAUAAAACUUAACACUAAAGUCUCUGUGACAUGUUCUUCAUAUAAUUAUUCAGAUCACCUGCUGUGUCAUGAUGAUAAAUGUGAAGAUAGAAGAAUUGCAUUUAUUCUCUACUUGAGUGAACACUGGCUGCCAGAUUAUGGUGGUUCCUUGGAACUUUUUAACACAGAUGAUAAUGGUCAACCCCAAGAAGUGGUGAAAAGUGUCCAGCCUUUGUUCAACUCUCUUGUAUUCUUUGAAGUGAUGUGUAAAUCAUUUCACCAGGUAGCUGAAGUGGGAGUCGUAGAUCGAACAAGGCUUUCUGUUAAUGGUUGGUUUCAUGGGCCUCUUCCAGAAUGCAGUAAUAUUGUUCCAAAUGCCCAUAUAGAUGUACACAUGUUUUAUCCCAUCCAGGAUGACAGUAGUCUUUUAAAAUAUGUGAAUCCUAUGUACUUGGACUCUGACAUACAAGAACAGAUUAGUUCCAGCUUUGAGCAGGAUAGUGAGAUUUUGUUGCCAGACUUCCUACAUAAAGAUUUCUAUAAAGAAAUAUGUGAUUGCUUAUGUAGUGAUGAUAUUUCUUGGGAACUGCAAGGACCACCCAAUCGUAGAAAGUAUGAGACUUCAUGCGAGAAAGUACUGCCAUUACCAAUGAGUAAGCUUGUGCAAUUGUUGAAAUCAGAACAGUUCUUCAAAUUGCUUGGUAACAUUACAAAUUUGGAGUUGAUGCCAUCUCAAAAUACUGAAGUAAUGCUGCCCCAGUGCUCAUAUGAAUUACAGCGGUGGAAAAAUGGUUUCUAUACUUUAAUGCGUGAUGACCAUAUGAGUAAUGAGUAUGCACUGGAUGCCAUCAUCCACUUCAAUGUCCACAGUUUGAAGCAGCUGCAAGGAGGUUUUGUGUCCUAUGUAGCUCGUGAUGCAGAUGAAGAGUUGUUGACUCUUCUACCAAGCUAUAAUGCUCUUGCUUUAGCAUUCAGAGACAAAGAUACACUGCGUUUUGUGAAGUACAUUAACAGUGUCUUGCAAGGGUGCUUUCACAUGCUCCAGUUUACAUAUUAUGAGACCUUCACAUCCUCCAGUUCUGAAGAAAAGGCAGAAAACAUAUCAUAAUACAUGAUGGAUUACUAGAAUGUGGUGCUUGUUGUAAGGGGCAUUUCUGCCAUGCCAGGGCACCACCAACAGCUGCUCUCGAGGCACCUCGUUGCGCUUCCCGUAGGAGUUCUUCCUCAGCAAGCCUGUAAUAAAUUCAUUGUAACACAGUGAUCCAGUGUUUAAAUUUC
Molecule: messenger RNA, 1797 nt
Organism: Zootermopsis nevadensis
Lineage: Eukaryota; Metazoa; Arthropoda; Insecta; Blattodea; Termopsidae
Gene: sud1
Product: Prolyl 3-hydroxylase sud1
Biological process (GO): peptidyl-proline hydroxylation; regulation of translational termination
Cellular component (GO): cytoplasm
Molecular function (GO): peptidyl-proline dioxygenase activity; L-ascorbic acid binding; iron ion binding
Source: RefSeq, a predicted model, not a curated record